Messenger RNA from Pecten maximus, 12313 nucleotides. RefSeq names its product protein bark beetle-like. Gene Ontology annotation, cellular component: membrane. NCBI's taxonomy places the organism in Eukaryota, Metazoa, Mollusca, Bivalvia, Pectinida, Pectinidae. The record is from RefSeq and is a predicted model, not a curated record.
UUGUGUGUAUGGGCAGAAAAGUACGUACUGGAUUUCCGGGUGUCAGGUGUUGGUCAAGCACUCGGGGUAACUCACCUUUCGGACAAUAUGCUCUUUCGUUUUAUAAUGGCGUAUUAAGACAUUUGUGUCUAGAUUACCUGUGCACACUCAGGUAAAGAGAUAUGUAAGUCCCAUCCGGAACCGAAAUUGACAACAAACAUGGCGGUUUCCGUCUUAUUUUGGGUGUUAUAUUUGACUUUAAUGUGUCUUGUUGACGUCGGAUGGGGACAGCGGAUUACUCCCCCACCCCCGGGGAACUUACCUGAGGUAUCGAAUGGUAUUGUUUAUAAUCUUCAUCACAUACCAGCCAUUUGUCGUGAGCCGCGAGUGUUGGAUCCAGAUGAAAUCAAAUUUGGGAUUGUUAUCAAGGGCUCCAAAAAAGCUUUGAUGAAAGAUCGAAGUCCGUACAAAGUGUAUGGAAACAUCGAACUGGAUAGCAAGUCGUGUCUGUACAUCGAACCAGGAACCACAUUCCACUUCGGGUCAGGCUAUGGAAUGAUUAUCAACGGCACUUUGAUAGCGAGAGGCAGUGAAAGACCUGGCGGACGGAUCACAAUGACUAAAGAUCCUGAGGGGAUCAACACAAUUGGGAGUAGUUCCCCUUUCCCAACUACGGCCCGAUUGGUGGAUGGUAACACUACAAGGGACGGCAAAUUGGAACUCUAUUACCAAGGAAAAUGGAGAGGCGUUUGCACUAAUUAUCUCAACUACUCCAAGAUCGAUGCCAAUGUGACAUGUAAACACCUUGGAUUCGUGUGGGGUAACUUCACUUACCAUUCCUUUUCCCGUAACAAGACAGAGUACAUGUUUUACCCACGCCCUGAGUGUACUGGCACCGAAACAGACCUGUUUGACUGCCCAGGAAAUAAACGUGUCAGUGUGGGCACGCACAUUUGUGAUGGACAACAGCUGAUCGGUUUUGAGUGUAUAGGUAUCCGAUCCGAUCUGGCUCAGGACUACUGGCGUGGGCUGGAGUUUUACAACACCACAGUAGAAUCAGUCAAGGAAGGCCUUAUCGUCCGUAAUGAGCCGUUGUCUUGGUUGGAAUACCUGGACAUAUCCUAUGCAGGGCGAGACAUCAACAGAAAUGAUGGCAUGAUACAUGGUCGGGCCAGCAUCAGUGCCAGUCCUAGUGUGCCCUUGAUGAACAAUGUGACCAUCACCAAUGGGGCAUAUGAUGGCCUCAAUAUGACGGAAGUCACUGGACGUAUACAUAUAGCCAACAGUACUGUGUCCAACAACAGAGGUUAUGGAGCGUUUAUCCAGAGUAAUGUUGGUCGUGUGUUGAUCAACAUGACUGAUGUGGAAAACAACUGGGGUGAUGGAGUGAAGAUGUACAUGACCAACUUUACAAUCCAUGAUUGGGACCGUGACUUUCCUGCUGACAAGUCGUUUUGUCGGUCAGCUGACCUACUGUACCAGACCUAUCCAGUUCUCAUACAUGAAAACAUUAUUGAUGACUAUGGGAAUAAACCAGAAUGGGAUGGUCGAGACUGCAGCAGGACAUUCCGUGGGUAUGGGAUGCGGAUAACUGUCCAUUUCCUGUUGAUGGAAAGAGCACCCUCGGUGUCCGGGUUUAUGACUGUCUAUGAUGGGGAAGAUGUCGGUGGGAAAAUUUUGGCCACAUUUCCCUUUAACAAUGGAACAUUUCCCCAAUCCAUCACCAGCGACACUGAUGCUGUUACUGUCCGCUUGAACUACACUUUACCAGCGAAGCCCACAGACCCAAAGAAACAAUGGUGUGAUAUCUUCCGUCCUUGUGUACGUUUUCUCCUGGAAGUAACAGCUGCAUCUGGUCCAGCAGAAGAGUUCCGAUUCAUAAACUCAAGUGCAUCUAACAACAAUGGCUAUGGGGUCAACAUCCAGGACAUGAGAAGCAAAGUCUUCUUUAAUUCAUCUGUUGUUUCGGAUAACAAGUACGGUGCUGGUAUACGGAUCUACCAAGGUGCCGGUGAGGUCGCUAUAAACAACACUGUUGUGGAGCGUAACUCACGGUCAGGUGUCAAUAUCACAUACUCUGGAGGCUAUCAGCUAGUCAACAACUCAAAGGUCAUCGACAAUAACGGAUACGGAAUCAUUUCUGAAUAUGAACGCCUAAACAAGACAAGAUUUGAACUUCUCCAAAAAAUUGAAAUCGUCCAUAGCCAGUUUGAAUUCAACCAAUGGAUUGCCCUACGUAUAGGAAAUUAUUGUCGUGGUGGACAAAUUCUUGUGAAUGAAAGCCAUUUUAAUUUCAACUUUGAUGAGGCCAUAGAGUAUCUAUCAUGUAACGUGUCAACAAAUGUUCCUACUAACUUUAGUGUGGCAUUUAACAUGUUUAAUGGAAACGUACGUCAUGGGGUUCUCAUGUUCCCUAUGGUCAACACAAUCGGACGAAUGACAAAUAACACCUUUAAAAACCACAGUCUUGGUGCAGUGAGAAUAGACAAUGGCUACGACCUGCUCAUCAGUAAAUGGUAUUCAGAUUUUGAAGUAAAAUAUGAAAUAUUUGAAAACAUCUUCAAAGAAAAUUAUGGACGCUAUGCUAUUAGUAUGCGGUUAACACAAAGUAGUCCAUUUCAGAAAAUUGUCUUCAGCUUUAAUGCUGUAAUAGACAAUUAUAUCAAUGACACUUCUGUGUACCUUAAUCCCAGAAACCGUGCAAAUGCUCCAAUAAUUGUAUCAUCAGGCAACAUUUUAGUGCAGAGAAAUAGAAUCUCCAACCCUCAUUCAGUGCGUGAUGUGGCCACUCACCUCGUUGAUCCAUCAGUCAUAAUUAAGGGGGAUUUGAACUGGUGGGAAACUAUCAACCAUGAGUACAUAUAUGGCCGGAUUUUUGACAAUGAUGAUCGCUACAACUUGGCAGAAAUAGAAUAUUAUCCAGCAUUACGAGAUAACUGGCUAUAUGGACCAUUGUCUACAGCAGAGUAUCCAAAAUACCGCUGGGUUUUCUUGCGACCUGGUAGACGUAUCGGUGGUGUCUUAGACACACCAGGUUUUACAACAGAUCCCAGUGUACAGACGUAUCAUGUUGAUAAGGACAUUUUUAUCCUACCUGGUGUUACUUUGACCAGUCCUCCUGGCACUACCCUAGAGUUUGAGAAUUCUAUUGGGAUGGUUAUUCAUGGAAGACUUAAGGCUGAUGGUGGAUCAGCAAAUACUCCUAUUGUCUUCCAGUUGAAGGAUACCUUGGAUGCCCUCGCAGUAGAAAACAGGACGGCAUCUGUGCGCCUAGUGGACGGUACAGACGCGUAUGAGGGACGGCUCGAGGUGUUCCUGGAUGAUGAGUGGGGCACUGUCUGCAAAGACGGCUGGACACCACUAGAUUCCAGUGUAGUCUGCCAGCAGCUAGGUCUAACCUUUAACCCUGAAUUUGGAGAGUCUCAAAUCAAGGAUCCUGGAUUGAUUUCAUCACAGAAAAUGCAUAUGAGUGAUGUUGAUUGUGACCAACUGGACACUGACCUCAUUAAGUGUCGGUCACUCAGAGGUGACCAGUUCUCCUGUAAUCCAAGCAAUGUUGUCUUUUUACGCUGUCAAGUUCCUACCUGGUCAGGUGUGACAAUCCCAGCUGUGCCAACGGGAGGGAGCCAAGAAGACACCCAGAUUCGCCACGUGAUCAUCCGUAAUGCUGGACUGUUGGAUUAUGAAGAGAUGAAAUAUACGCCAGCACUCAGAAUUGAUUACAUGUUCUAUAAGAUGACAGGUCUCCAUGUUCUCAACUCAGCUUCGGAUGGCGUUGUAGUCAGAUACAGUAACCCACACACAGAAAACUUGUUUGAAUUCUGUAGAUUUGACAACAACCUCGGAAAUGGAUUUCUGACUCGGAGUCCCUACCUGCGAAUAUUUUACACAACAAUGAAUGGAAACUUCAAAUCAGGAUUUGCAUAUGACCCUUUCUUCACUGAAUAUGAGGCUCUCAGUGUUAGAAAUUUCAUUUACAGGAACAGAAUAAUAUCUUUGACACAAACACCUUAUUAUAGCCUUGGUGACAAUUCUAUGGUUUUUAUCACUACCUCAUCAGGGUCAGGAGAGGAAAGACAGACAUAUGACAUGGAGAUCAGUGUCACAUAUCGCUAUCGUAUCACUCUUCAGCUCCUUGACUACAACCCUCUCACUAACAUUGAGUCUGUUACAAUAUACGAUUCCAGCAAAUCGGGUAUCAACGACAGAACUAAGAAAUGGGAGAUUGAGAAGGAUUUGGUUGACUUUCCUAUUGUUUCUACCUCUACCCGAAUCACCAUCCGUCUUGUUGUUAGUGGAGUGAGAACCGAUAGACUUACUUUUGCUGCACAUUCACGUGUGUAUUCUGCUUCGUUCCCAUUGUCAAGCAUUUAUGUGUACAACUCUACCAUGGCUAACAACUAUCAGGGCAUUCUAACGAAACAUUACAACAACCCAUCAAAUGAGAAAAGUGAGAUCUUCCAUCGUGUUAAAGAAGAAGAAAUCAAAUUCGUCUUGGUUCAGGUACUUCGGAACAAAAUGGAAGCAAUGUAUAUUCCAAGUCUUACAAAAUACCAUGAAAAUUUCUUACCAUCUCUGGAAGAAAUGACUCGUCCAGAACGUAUUGGUGUCAUCAUGUAUAAGAUAGAGCGGACCAAGUUUCUGGACAAUGGAAAAGGUGUGGUGGGAGACCAUAAUCAUGUAGACUUUGCGAAUAAUGUCUGGAGAUGGAAUAUCACCGAUUGUGAAUUCAGAAAUAUUGCUGACGGUGGGUUUGAUAUUGAGCUACCACGUGUCAAUGACAUGCUGGAAAGGAAAUUUCAUUCCGUAUUUGUACAGGAAUCAAAAUAUUUGAACAAUCCACAAUUUAGAUUUUCCAUAAAUGGUUACUAUGCCAAUGUCACCAUACUCAAUAAUAUUCUGUCUGGUAAUGUAUGUCCUCGGGGCCUGGUAACUAUUGGAGGGAUGGAAAAAGAAAUCACAUUUCAUCACAACAGCCUUGUCCAGAACACGGCCAAGUAUAUGUUUGAGUUAAACACACACAGUCACUCAGAGUAUUCGGGUACCGUGAGUGGGUUGUUCUCCUUCAACCAGUUACAGAAUAACAACCCUGCUGCAAAUCGUUUUUCUACUGAUAGUACAAACACUCCACAAACUUACUCUGUUGCGUUACGAGGUGUGCAGCAGAUCAAAGUCAAUAGGAAUCUUAUAGAUAAUCCCAACAUGCAAUAUGAGCUGGUAGCCGCCAUUUCUUCUCUCUCCCUCGACACGGUGCUGGAUGUCACGGAAAACUGGUGGGGCACCCAGUACCAGAGUGCCAUCCAGAAGAGAAUUUUUGAUUUUGAUGACUGGAAUAACUAUGCUAUAGCAAACUAUUUCCCACAAUUGACAGCUGGAGAUGUAAAUAGUCUUCCAGCGACAGGCACUGAAUUUGAACCUCCUCUUGACCUUGAAAGACUUGGAGGUAGAGUGCAUUCUGACCUAUCUCUUCCAUACAAGGGUACUCCAUACACAGUAGUCUCUGAUCUAACUGUAAUGCCAGGAGCAAAACUGGUCAUUGAACCAGGAACUAUCAUUGAGUUUCAUCCAAAUGUUGGUAUACUUGUUCUAGGUCAAAUUGUUGCGAGGGGACUUCCUUUUGCUAGAAUAACAUUGCGACCUAUAGCCACUAACAAACGUGUGAAACGGGCCGUACCAAACACUCGUAGCACUACAGUCAGGUUACUCAGAGAUGCAGCAGGCAAAAUACCUGAAAAUGAGGGAUUUCUGGAACUUUUCAAUGUCUCAUCAUCUUCAUGGAACCUCAUGUGUGACAGUCAUUUCAAUGAGAAGAUGGCUGAGGUAGUGUGCCGUAGUCAGGGUAUGGAGACUGUGAAUGUGGAUGUUCGUUUCACACACCUCUAUGAUCACUUUAUCUAUGGCAAACCCAUGUAUUUCCUGAAGGAGUUUUGGAGGUAUUCGUACUACUGUAUAGGUGAUGAAGCUGGUCUUGAUAACUGUAUGAAACGGGUUAACUACGACAUUCAGAAAUGCAUUCAGGCAUCAAACUAUACUUAUAUAAGAUGUGGUAACAGGAACCUGGACUUGGGUUAUCAAUACUGGGGUAACAUCAGAAUUUCACCGCCAUCAUACGAAGAAGAUAUUAAACCUAUGAUAAAAUUUGAGGACCGUUCAGUUCUGGAAUAUAUUGAUAUAUAUGGUGCAGGAAUGCUUCAUGGUGAAAAAGUAGGGGCGGUUCAAGCUACUUACGACACCCCAGUCAUCAGUUACAUCAAUAUCACAGGCUGUCUGCUGAACGGACUGGAUAUGGUAGCUCCAAGACAUGAAGUGAAGGUACAGACACUCAACGUCUCGGGUAAUUUGGGGUAUGCUGUCAACAUGUUGAUUCUAAAUGGUGAGUCGAGGGAUAUUGACGUAUCAUCAUUUACUCCGCUCAAACUCAACACAGUCCCCUACAACAUACAUGGACUGGUGGACAUCUGUAAGAUGGAAAAGGAGAUAACCAUUGAUAACCGUCUGAUCGUGUUCUACAAGUACUCCCAGACUGCUCUGGACUGUGUUAAGAUUGUUCGGUCAAAGAACUCUCUUCGACGAGUCUCUCUCAGGUUCCUGCAGUUCAACAUGUACCAUGAUGAUUUUUAUCGUAACACAAUUGAAAUAUUUGAUGGAAAGACUGUAUCAGUAGCAACAGAGAUGGGAGAACUGACAUACAACAGCAGCAAGUAUGACAUCUCGAGACGUUAUCUGAGUUCUGAUGAUUCCAUCUCCAUCCACAUACAUGCCUCACCAUCCUUUGGGGAGUAUGGAUUCAUCGCUGAGGUGGUUGCCUUCCCACUAUCAGGAUUAACCUACCCAGACAGCAGUUACAACCACAUCCUUAAGCAUAUCGAAAUGAAAGGGAAUGAAGAUGGAGCCAUCUUGUACAAGAAUGUUGGUGAAGUGAAUCCUUCUUUAUAUGUUGAUCAAUGUUGGAUUGAAGGAAAUGGGGUGGCCAUCUUGAAUUUGACCUCUCCUCCUGUCAUAGACAUCAGUCUACAGGACACGAAGAUCUUCAUUUUUGAACAUAAUUUUGUGAAUCGUAAUUUAGGAGGAAUGUAUGUAGAUUCUAUAACACAAUCCGUGGCAACACACAUCCGGGGAAAUAUAUCCAACAACGUGUUUUCAUUUGGUACACACGGCGAAACUCUGAGGAUUACAGGCCAUCACUAUCAGCGUUUCCGUCUCCACGAAAACUACAUCUUCAACAACACCGCAGGCGACUUCAUAGACACAGUCUAUAUAGAUAACGUUGGUGUGAACGCCACAUUUAAUGUCCUGGGCAACAACACCGCCUAUCACAUUGUGGAGGUGUUUGGUGAGGAAAACACCGAAGCCACACAGAUGUUUCUGGGAAAUGUUUGGUUUGAGAACAACACCACUGCUAAGUAUCGAUCUGUGUUCAAAGUCGGCAGAGGUAAACCGCUUAUCAAUAACAACUACUUUGUCAAUCUGGAGAGCGACUUUGAAAUGGAGGCCAAUCCUAAACAUAUGAUCAAGGGUGUAGCAGACAAUGCUAUAGAGGCCACACAGAACUGGUGGGGAUCCAAUAGGCCUGCCUACAUCAACGGAAAGAUUUGGGACCAAUCUGACAAUGACUCCCUUGUUUCCAUCACCUUUGACCCCUAUAGAGUGACCAACCAAUCUAUUAUAGACGGAAAAUGUGCACCUGGUUGGAGGAUCCACGAUAACCGUUGUUACCGAUACAUGGGAGCUGCUUUACCAUAUUAUGAGGCCAUCAAUUUCUGUCGAAGGGUGAAUGGAUUUCUGGCAGAGGUGAAGGACCGUGAAAACUUUAUCCGUUACCUAAUUCGUACCACUGAGAGUGUAUACAAAGAAACACUGCGUGUGUGGAUAUAUGCCGAAGUCGCUGUUGGGUUCUGUAGCUCCUUUGAGAAUAACUUCAUAGUGUCAGAACAGGAAUGUCAUCGCAAAUUCCUACCAUUUGUUUGUGAGAAAGAUCCGUACAUUUUACCGCCGGGAUCUGAAGUCCUCACCUUGGUCAUCAUUAUUUGUGCCAGUGUGUUUGGUGUAGCAAUCAUCAUCAUUGCUGUCCUCCUCAUCUUGUGGCGUGUCAAGUCUAAGCAGCGAAAGGAUGAGCAGUUUGAACGCACACAGUCGAUCAGAAUGUCAAAAACAUCACUGAACAAAUCUAGAUCAACCAUUGCCAUGUUGGACGAUAAAUAUUCAGUGUCUGGUGUGUCAUCCCGAAGUAGAUACUCGGAUGAAAAGUCAAUGAUGGCAUCUGCAAUGAGUCUUACUAGUGAGAAACGAGGGUACCGUGACAGCAGAUAUGAUUCUAAUGGAUAUAUUGGAUCACGUGACAGGUUGCAUGAAAAUGGGCGGGCAGCAUCACGUGACCGCUUGGACAGUGACCGUCGUCUUGGAAACAGGGAUGACAGAUUAAACAGUAGUAAUAGGAGACUUGGAUCAAGAGAUAGACUCAAUAACACUGGUAGGCAUGGGUCACAAGAUGGAGUUAAGGAUGAUCGAAUGUAUGGAUCUCGUGACAGGCUCAAUGAGCAACAACGGUCAAAAUCUCGGGACAGACUGGAUGAAAAGCAGCGGUCUGGUUCAAGGGAACGCUUGAAUCGCUCAGAGGAAAGACUUGAUAGAGUUUUACUUGAUCGACAAACCCGUUCAAAUCUUCAUCGGCGUGAUAACAAGAAAAAUGGCACAAUUCAGAAAAAUGGUACAGUUCCUAAAGAAAAACAAUCUGGCUCACCCCAAGAAAGGAAGCAUCUUGUUGCACAUGAUCUUGACAAUCAAGACACUGAUGUUGGCUACACAGAUGAUGGGUUUUCAGAAAAUGAGUUUGAUGAUUUCACAACUACUGCUGAUGAAGGUGGAAAGGACCCUAAUGAUACAGAUGCUGCAAGCACAGUGAUCAACUUUCGAACAACUCAGAAACCACCCCAUGUUGAGAAUGAAAUAGACUCCCUCCACAUGAAGCCUUCGAUGAAUGAUUUAUAUCAAAAUCACACAUUUGCCAGCACGCCUAGUGUUGAUCUGAGCGGUGCUAAGGCACUUACCAGUUUCCAUCAACCGGAGAGUCCCGGUGACCGUCCACCUACUCCACCUCCUCCACUUCCAGUUGAUCACUAUCCAUUAAAAUCACGAAACCAGUCUACAGAUGAGCCUGUCCCACAUCCAAGGCAACGACCAACGCCAGUUCCAAGGUCAUUGCAAAAUAGUAGGGAAAAGAUGGAUCAUGGUAGUGCUUCAGAGAGAAGUGGACCAAUCAACCCUGCCCUCAGAUUGCAACAGGCACCAGGCAGACCUCCGCUGCAUCUGAGUAGGGAGAGUCUGAAUUAUCUUGAUAAUCGACGGGAAUGGAUGACUGAUCAGAUGCCAGAGAAACAAGAGGAUAGUGAAGAGGAAACGGAAACUGAAACAGAAUCAGAGACAGAAAGCAGUGAGGAAAGCUAUGAAGCAGAGGAAAAAUUCACAGAUAAAAAAAAUCUUCCGCAUCCAGUAACCUAUCAGUCCGACCCGCAUGCCAGGGACAAACAGUCGAGAAAACUUGUAUGAUCCAAAAACCUACAUUCCUCCUCCCUACGAACCUCCCCCAUAUGAAGCCCCUUCAUAUGGCAAUUUACCUGAUAAUAAUUACAGCCAAAGGAGUCGCAGUCGGGAGAACAUUCCUCAGUCAUUCAGUACAAUUGAUGGUGGACAGGACUACCAUCCCCGGGACUACACUUCAUCGCCUGUUGUUAACCCUGGAAGUAUAAAUUUAGGUUUUAAUAGAAGUCGUGAGAAUAUACCUGAAGCUAUGAACAACAUGGACUAUCUAAAGGAUGUUCCUUAUGGUGGUGCUAGUAGCGAGAACAUUUAUCAGCCAGGCUUUGACAAUAGUGCCUUCAUUGCUAGUCCCAAGCACAGCCCAACAGAGCCAAUGGGAAGUGCUAAUGAUGUUCGAGGGAGUAACAGUUAUCUCAACCAACUGUCCAGGAGUCGGGAAAAUCUCCACGGCUACCCUGGCCGUGGUAACCAAGGCCACAUGGGUAGUCGAAAUGAUGUUAGCAGAAGUCGACAGAGUUUAGAUCAUCUGUCACGAAGUCGGGAAAACAUUCACGGGAGUAUGUCAAGUGUUCAGAGUCACCAUCGGAGUAGAGACAAUCUGGGAGUGGUGUACUUAGACAGUGAUAGGUCACAGCCAGGUACACGAGCACAGCCGAUAGAAACGGAAAUCUGACGGCCAAUCAUACCUGUCAAGUAACAAUGUCAUGUUUUAAGCUCAAACAGUGAAGAAUUCAGUGAUGUAUGUUGAAUGUGGUUAUCCAGUUGUCAGAUUGUUUGAUUGAAUCUUACAUUGGAUGUAAAAUAUUUAAAUAUAUACCAAUGGUUUACAUGUUACAAAAAAUGCAAUUGAGUGUGUAAAUAUGAUGUGAUUAAGAUUUAAUUGGUACUUUUUUUUUUUAUAUUUUUACAUAUUAAUUUUAAUUGAUGUACAUGUAUUUAUAUUGUCUGAAGUUAAGGUGCAUGUAUACAACCAUAACAUUGGGCAAUAUUUUAUGAUUUUUAAAUAGAGGGAUACACAAAAAUACUAAAAUAUACAAAGGAGGUAUGUCAGCAAUAUUUAUAACAGCUUUAGAUAUAUUUUUAUCAGAUUGAACCUUUCCCUAAAAAUGUUAUUUUAUCUAGAGUCAUCAAUUGACAUGACUUCUCAUGGAACAAACUCAAUAUCAGUCAUAUUCAUUGUAAGUAGAUUUUACACAUAUUCUGUUAAUGAGUUUUGUAUUGCAUUAUGUAUCAUAUUUCAAUUUAAUAAUUUAAAUAUGUGGAAAAAACAAAUUCAAACUAAAAACUACUUUGUCUUGUAAGAGGUAUUCACCUUACACAAAUAAAUAAAUUGGAAGUAAAUAUCUGCAGAUCGUAACCGAUGACCGUAAUAUAUCUAAAAAAUUAUUACUUUUAAUUUCUUAAUUGUAAUAAACAUAUUCAUCAUAGAGUUACAGGAUUUUAACUGCCACAACUCCUUUACAAUAAAUGUAUUGUAUUUUUUUUUUUUUUUUUUUGACUAAUGCGUUGAUGAUCAGUGAAAUCAAAGGUAAGCGUUCCUGACAUCACAUUCAUGUACUUUAUUUAUAAUUAAUUACUCUACACUGGGAUGUUCUCCUGACGCAAAUCAUAAUCCUAGCUGAGUAUUCGCUACAUUGUAGAGAAUUAGUUAUUAAAGAAAUAGGGAAAAUUCAAUCAGGUGUUACCAGUAUAGGUUAAACCUUUAUUGGUGAAAAGUGUUCUAAUAAAAACUGGUCGGAUCAGUUGUAUGUUAUUUGUGUAUAGUUGAUAAUCAUUAUACAAUGUUAACAAAGAUACUAAUGUUUUAAGUAAUAAUAGUUUUUAUAUAAUUGUACAUAACUAAUCGUAAUCAUUAUUGACCAUCAAGUCAAUGUAAAAGAUCUGUGAUACAUCAUUAAUUUUCACACGAGUGUUUCUCUUUUGUACUUUAUGUUAUGUAAGCGGAAUAGUUGCGAGACAGUUGCCAUACAUUUACUAGCAGUAUAUCUGAUAUGCUUUGUAAAAGAGUAGAGGUUGUUUAGUAUGAUAUACUGAAUAGAUUGUAAAACAUGAUCUGUGUUGGUGGGAUUCAUAGUUCCCCUAUGUUUCGUCCCUCCUACCCCCAUAUGAUAAACUAGAUUUUUUUAGGCUGGUGUAGUUCCUCACUACACCCUGUUUGAAUACUUCUAAUAAUUAAGAAAGUGCUUGUUUCUUUUAUUUAGAAAUUUAAAAUUUAGUGAUAUUGUCAAUUUUGUACCGAGACUGUCAAAUUGUUUUAAGUAAAAAUGUUUUGCAAAUAAAGUUUCGUUCAUUCCAGCAGAUACAGUUAAAGUGGUAAUAUUUUUUUCCGGUGAAUGCAAUACUUGAUUAUGCAAUAUGCAUUUUAAAACUGUUGAACAUAACACAGGACAAUCUUGGUAUAAUCUGAUUAAAUCUAGAUCUUUCAUUCCUUUUCAAUACGUUCCAUGGAGUGGAAUUAAAGAGAUCUGGUUUUGAUCAGAUUGAUCUAGGUAGUUUGUGUGUUAGUUUAUACUGGGUGUUUUAGUUUAUACUGGGUGUUUUAGUUUAUACUGGGUGUUUUAGUUUAUACUGGGUGCCUUGUAUUGUUCUUAGUGCUUGAUAACAUUUCCUAUAACUAUCCCCAGUGUUACGUUCUAAACUCUCAUGUAUCUGUUUCAUCACAAUGUGCAUUUCUAUUUUUAUAACAAUUACCUAUAUUGUCAUUUCUGUCGUCGUGAUUAAAAUGUAUUUGUGUGAAAUUGUUUUAUAUACCGAUUAUUUCCUUUAAAUAGCAGGCUAAUAAAACAUAUCAAAUUAU